CCACCAACGUUGCUCUCCACAGCGCUUAGUUCACACACCUCUUCCAUCGUGUGUUCUGUGACCGGUGCGGCAUUUCCUCUGUGCCUGGAAUGACAGGGCUUCCUCGCUGCUGACAGUUCUUCGUGUGCUGAGCGGGCAUGGUGCCGAUAUCUGCUGCCUCCUGUUAGAACGAAAGCGUCAACAUGCCCGGAUCACUUCGUCUGGCCGUGGUGUGUUCUAGCAACCAAAACCGAAGCAUGGAAGCUCACGCGUUCCUGAGCAAGAAGGGCUUCAAGGUGCGGUCCUUUGGUUCAGGGGCCCAGGUGAAACUGCCUGGAUCUGCACCAGACAAGCCCAAUGUGUACGACUUUGGUGUCACCUACGAACAGAUGUACCAGGACCUCAUGGAGAAGGACAAAGCCCUGUACACGCAGAACGGCAUCUUACACAUGCUGGAUCGGAACCGGCGGAUAAAGCCCACCCCAGAACGCUUUCAGAGCUGCUACGACAAGUUUGACGUCAUCUUCACGGUGGAGGAGCGAGUCUACGACCAGGUUGUCGAGGAGUUGUCCAACCGGCUACCUUGUGACAACUCCCCUGUGCACAUCAUCAACUUGGACAUCCAGGAUAACCACGAGGAGGCCACGAUAGGUGCAUUCCUCAUCUGUGAGAUGGCGCAGAUGAUGAGUGAUUCGGAGGAUCUGGACAAUGACAUUGAUGAGCUGAUCCAGGACUUUGAGGCCAAAGCACAGAGACCCAUCCUGCACACUGUCCAGUUCUACUGAUGACAUUGCAGCAAGAGGAUGUGUAAAGGGACAGAAUGAAGCAGUCUAGGCUGCUGUCCAGUGCAACUGGCACCGUCCUUGUGUGAUACCGUGACGAGUGUGCAAAACUGUAAGACAGUCCACAGCUCUAUUCUUGUCACUUUAUUAGAAACCUUGUUGUUGGUUUGCUCUGGAUCAGGUAUGCGUUGUAAUCUGAUUAAAAAGGAAGCGGUGCCCUUUUGUGAGAAACAUUUGUGCUUUAAGUGUAAAUUCUGCUGCAUGCUGUCAAGGACAGUAAUCCUGAACUCUUUUAUGCCUCUCGAUUAUAACAAUGCGGAAUUUCAGAGAUGCAAAGCUGUGACACUCGUCUGAAAAUAUUUGGUGAAUAUUAGUGCUUGAAGACUAUUAACUGCACUAGUAAACACGGACAAAAAAGCGCGUCCUGUCCUCCCUCGCUUUUGCCCGUGUUUACUAGCGCAGUUAAUAGGCUUUAAAAUGAAUGUGAACCAAAUAGCCUGACUUGGUGCUCUACAUGAGUGCUUGAAGAAAGGCUAGUGGACACUAUCAUCCAUCAAAAGAGCACAAUUGUGUGACUUUCUCACAACUCGAUUUCGGAAGCUUGUGCUUUUACAGCCUGAUCAAAGUCAUGCAGUCAUGCCAUUUCCUCUAAACUGCAUGAAAAACGAUGUGUGUUUUGAUCGUAUACGAGUUCCCUUCAAUUGACUUUUAAGUGCGGGAAGCAAAGAGCCCCAUAAAUUGUGGCGAAAGACUGUUGGCUGUAAACAUAAACCUGCUAAUAAAAAUUUCAUAACUAUA
Molecule: messenger RNA, 1559 nt
Organism: Rhipicephalus sanguineus (brown dog tick)
Lineage: Eukaryota; Metazoa; Arthropoda; Arachnida; Ixodida; Ixodidae
Gene: Ssu72
Product: RNA polymerase II subunit A C-terminal domain phosphatase SSU72
Exons: 5
Coding region: 183-764 (193 amino acids)
Biological process (GO): termination of RNA polymerase II transcription
Cellular component (GO): nucleus; mRNA cleavage and polyadenylation specificity factor complex
Molecular function (GO): RNA polymerase II CTD heptapeptide repeat phosphatase activity
Source: RefSeq, a predicted model, not a curated record